AUGCCUUCCGUUGGUACACGUCUCGGCGGCUCGGCCUUCAACCACGGCCCUUCCUCCAAUGCCGAACAGGAAUACGAUCGUUUACGCGACUUAGCUCGCAAGGAGCAAGACAAGUACCAUGAUUGCGCGAGGAGGUCGCAGGCGGCAUACCAGCGCGGUGACGGAGAGGAAGCACACAACAUAAGCCAGGAAGGCAAGAGGCACGCGUCGGCGGCCGACGUGUACAACAAACAGGCCUCUGAAUACAUCUUCCGGGAAAACAAUGCUGUUGGCAAGGUUCAGGGCGAUACCAUUGACCUUCAUGGCCAGUACGUUGAAGAAGCGGAGGAGAUUCUGGAGCAGCGCAUCCGGUAUGCGCAGCAGACCAACCAGAGCCAUCUUCAUGUGAUCGUGGGCAAGGGCAACCACAGCACGGAUCAUAUUCAGAAGAUCAAACCACGCGUGGAGCAAGUGUGCCGUGAACUACAUCUCCAGUACCACACCGAGGAGAACGAGGGACGCAUGUUUAUCGAUUUGAAGGGCGCUGGCCACGCGCCAGGCGGGUACGACUAUCAACAGCAACACCAGCCGCAGCAUGCAGAGUAUGGCAAGCCGCACUACGAGACUGCGUACCCCAUGGGAAAAACCCCGCAGUAUGGUCAGGCGGCAGGCGGGUACCCCGGUGCACAGCAGCAGAGCCCGAUGCAGUACGGUGGCCAACAGCAGCAUCACCGGCCACAACAGCAGAUGGAGCAUCAAGAACCCGAGGAAAAGAAGGAGAGCAAGUGCUGCGGGCUUUGUGUGGUUAUGUGA
Messenger RNA from Saxophila tyrrhenica, 792 nucleotides. RefSeq lists its product as uncharacterized. The coding region runs from base 1 to 792 and encodes 263 amino acids. The record is from RefSeq and is a predicted model, not a curated record. Lineage: Eukaryota; Fungi; Ascomycota; Dothideomycetes; Mycosphaerellales; Extremaceae. The transcript has 2 exons.